Linum tenue is the source of this 276-nucleotide messenger RNA. The record is from the annotation of a GenBank genome assembly. NCBI's taxonomy places the organism in Eukaryota, Viridiplantae, Streptophyta, Magnoliopsida, Malpighiales, Linaceae.
AUGGCCCUCUCCAAGCUUGUAAUGGCUACCCUUCUCCUCUCCCUUCUCUUCCUUCAGUUCGCUCACGCUGCUAAUUCCUCCACUCAAUCAAUCGAUUGUGGAGAAGCUUGCAAAGUUCGGUGCCAGUUAUCGAGCAGGCCGAACCUAUGCCACAGGGCUUGCGGGACAUGUUGCCGCCGAUGCAGCUGCGUCCCUACCGGAACCGCCGGCAACUACGACCAGUGCCCUUGCUAUGCCACCUUGACCACCCAUGGCGGCCGUCACAAGUUCCCUUAA